ACCCGUUCAUAUUGAAAUCGGCCGUAGGUAACCGUGCAUUAAAACUCUCUGAUCAGUUGCUCCAGUUGAUUACUUUUCCUGUGUGUGCUGUAGGAAAGGAGGGGACCGCCGGAACGCUGCCACAGAUUUCCUGACCACCGCUAAAUAUCAUCUUAGGAAACUAGCGAGAGGAAUGGUGUCUUUCGGUUAAAAGCAAGUGGGCAUUUCUGACCAUUUAGCCGGCUAAUUAACCUACUUACACACCAUGAAUUUAUUGCCGUCCAACCCCCACGGAAAUGGGCUUCUUUAUGCUGGAUUUAAUCAAGAUCAUGGAUGCUUUGCAUGUGGAAUGGAAAACGGAUUCAGGGUGUACAACACAGAUCCUCUAAAAGAAAAAGAAAAGCAAGAGUUUCUUGAAGGUGGGGUUGGGCAUGUGGAGAUGCUUUUUCGAUGCAACUAUCUCGCACUUGUUGGAGGAGGCAAGAAACCCAAGUACCCACCUAAUAAAGUGAUGAUCUGGGAUGACCUCAAGAAGAAGACUGUGAUUGAGAUUGAGUUUUCCACAGAAGUCAAAGCUGUUAAGCUACGACGAGACAGAAUUGUGGUCGUCCUGGACUCAAUGAUCAAAGUCUUUACUUUUACACAUAACCCUCACCAGCUGCAUGUAUUUGAAACAUGCUACAACCCCAAAGGUCUCUGCGUUCUGUGCCCAAACAGUAACAACUCUUUGCUAGCAUUUCCUGGAACCCACUCUGGGCAUGUGCAAAUAGUAGACCUGGCCAAUACCGAGCGGCCUCCGGUUGACAUUCCUGCCCAUGAGGGAGCUCUGUGCUGCAUUGCCCUUAACCUCCAGGGAACACGGAUAGCCACAGCUUCUGAAAAAGGCACGCUGAUCAGAAUAUUCGACACCUCAACAGGUCAUCUGAUUCAGGAGUUAAGACGAGGAUCACAAACUGCAAACAUAUACUGCAUUAAUUUCAACCAGGAUGCAUCUCUCAUCUGUGUGUCAAGUGACCAUGGUACUGUCCACAUAUUUGCUGCAGAAGAUCCAAAAAGGAACAAGCAAUCAAGCUUGGCCUCUGCCAGCUUUCUCCCCAAGUAUUUCAGCUCCAAAUGGAGCUUCUCCAAGUUCCAGGUCCCGUCUGGUUCGCCCUGCGUCUGUGCCUUUGGAACUGAGCCCAAUGCAGUCAUAGCCAUUUGUGCUGAUGGCAGCUACUACAAGUUCCUGUUCAACCAAAAAGGGGAGUGUUCAAGGGAUGUAUAUGCCCAGUUUUUGGAAAUGACCGAUGAGAAGAUCUGAGCACAGAUACUACUUGGAUUUAAGUGAUUUUUUUUUCCCUCCUGACAUUUCCAUUUUUGCAGAAUGUCAGUGGACCUACUGUACAUGGCAUUCAUGACCCAGUGUCACUUUAGGGAGAUGAACCAUAUCAGGGACUCCCUGGUGACAAAGAAAGAUUGAGAGAUCUGUAAGCUCACUUUUCUGUUCCUUUUACUCAAACUAAAAGACUCUGGUCAAGCAGAGAAAUGGACGGAUAACCCUACUGCAGUCGACUUGUCCAGUCCAGUGGAGAGAGAAGAGGGAAACUGUAUUUUUUUGAACGAACAGCAGUUGCUUUUUAAAAGGUCUUCCAUGGGAAUUGCAGUUUUUUUAGUAUAGAGAUGGCUAGAAAGAUCACUAACACCGCCUAAUCUAAUGUAGGGAGUGCCUCUGUCAUUGCUGAAGAGGAGUGAUGAGUGUACAUGUAUUCAUCAUUCACAAUAUGUAUGUACAAAAUAUUAGUAGUGUUAGGUUUUGUUUUACUACUAUAAACACAAAAUAGCAGACAGAACGUAUGUAACUACAUAGACUUAACAUGCAUAGGCAAGGGAAAAAAAGCAACUAUGAUGUAGAUGUGUUUUUUCAUUUUAUGUUACUUACAUGUACGUGCAAUAUUCUUUAUUUUUUCUCACAAUUGUUGGGAGUUAAUCUGUUUAAUCGAAACAAAUUAGUAUUUGCUAAAUGCAUUCUACUAGUGUGUGCAUAGCCACUUUGCACUCAAUCCAUGAAACACAGAAAGGAUAAUCCUAAGCCAUAAGGCAGAUGGGGGCAUUCUAGUAAACCAGAAUUUGAUCUUAAAUACAGAUUGGAGCUUCCAAGUUGGUAAAUGAAUACACAAAGUUCCAUGUCCUUUAUGGUUACUAAGCUAGUUACGAAUAAUCAUGCAUGCGACAUUUCCCUUUGUAUAAGAUUUAAUGUGAAUUUUGAAUGGCCAAUACCUCCUGUGUGGGGGAUCUAUUUUUACAGAAGUUAAAGGAUGAACGUGAAUAUUACCUUCUUUAGAUAAAAGAAUUAACAGGUAGUGUGACACGUUUGAGUUGUAGCGAUAAAAAGGCGAUCAUAAUUUUCUUCCACUGACGCUCUCAAUUUUUGUAAAAUAGUUGUUAAGCAGAAAGAUUACCAAAGUGCCCAGUCUUAACCCGAGUGUAUUUAUGCUUGAACUGUAUUCAUUCUACAUAAUCGUUUCUCUGUUUUGUAUUUUUUCAAGCUGUUAUGUUGAUCCAAACUCAUGUCAUGCUUUUGUCGUGAUUGUAAAAUGUAGAAGUGAUUACAUAUAACGCAAUGUUCAAGUAUAAUGAUGUAACGUACGCUAGGACUGUGAGCUCUGCAGGGAUACAGCACACAAUUUAUCAUGUGACAAAUUAAACACAAUUGUGAAAUACACAUUAGAAAUUUGU
This is a messenger RNA of Colossoma macropomum (tambaqui), 2694 nucleotides long. It is a transcript of the gene wdr45b, whose product is annotated as WD repeat domain 45B. The coding region runs from base 245 to 1279 and encodes 344 amino acids. Gene Ontology annotation, cellular component: extrinsic component of membrane; cytosol; phagophore assembly site membrane. The transcript is spliced from 10 exons. Gene Ontology annotation, molecular function: protein binding; phosphatidylinositol-3,5-bisphosphate binding; phosphatidylinositol-3-phosphate binding. The record is from RefSeq and is a predicted model, not a curated record. Lineage: Eukaryota; Metazoa; Chordata; Actinopteri; Characiformes; Serrasalmidae. Gene Ontology annotation, biological process: protein localization to phagophore assembly site; autophagy of mitochondrion; protein lipidation.